Molecule: messenger RNA, 8164 nt
Organism: Ceratitis capitata (Mediterranean fruit fly)
Lineage: Eukaryota; Metazoa; Arthropoda; Insecta; Diptera; Tephritidae
Product: tetratricopeptide repeat protein 28
Exons: 7
Coding region: 120-8084 (2654 amino acids)
Molecular function (GO): protein binding
Source: RefSeq, a predicted model, not a curated record
GACGAAAAUUGUGUUAACGUAGUGUGGCGCCACUUGUGAAAUAUUAAAAUGAAAAAUGUCUCGUCUCUUAAGUAUUUACGGUCUUUGUAUUUAUUGUUAAUUAAAUUUCAACUAUAUCAAUGACGAACUAUGAGAAUUUACUUAAUUUGCCGCUUAAUUGCAAUGCAAAUGAAAAUACCGGCGCGUUGGCUACGCAGGAAAUUUUAAAAAUGUCACAACGGGAUUUUUCGGAGAAUGAGCCCGAGUGCACACCUGAGUUACCGGCCGCCAACCGCGCACUAUUUUUGGAGAAGGUGCGCCAAUCGAAUGCUGCCUGCCAGAGUGGCGACUUUGUCACCGCCGUUUUGCUAUACACCGACGCGCUGCAGCUUGAUCCCGGCAACUACAUACUGUAUAGCAAUCGCUCAGCGGCACGCCUCAAGCAGGGCCAGUUCGCACUCGCACUGCAGGACGCCACCAAGGCACGUGAGCUGUGUCCGCAGUGGCCGAAAGCAUAUUUUCGCCAAGGUGUUGCGCUGCAGUGUCUCGGCCGGUAUGGCGAGGCAUUAGCUUCAUUUAGCGCCGGACUGGCACAAGACACACAACAUAAGCAGUUGUUGGCUGGCCUUAUGGAGGCGUCUGUGAAGAGUCCUUUGCGGCACGCAUUGGAGCCGACGUUUCAGCAGUUGCGUGCCAUGAAUCUGGAUCAGUCGCCGUUCGUGGUGAUAUCUGUGGUAGGUCAGGAGCUGUUGCAGGCUGGGCAAUACCAUUCGGCAGUCACUGUGCUGGAGGCCGCUUUACGUAUUGGUUCGUGCUCGUUGAAGCUGCGUGGCUCCGUAUUUAGCGCUUUGAGCUCAGCGCAUUGGGCGCUCAAUCAGCUAGACAAGGCGAUUGGUUAUAUGCAACAGGACUUGGCUGUAGCUAAGAGUCUCGGUGAUACUGCGGGCGAAUGUCGCGCACACGGCAAUCUGGGAUCGGCCUAUUUUAGUCAAGGCUCUUAUAAAGAGGCGCUCACCGCACAUCGUUAUCAACUUGUGCUCGCCAUGAAAUGUAAGGACACCCAAGCUGCCGCAACAGCACUCACUUCUCUGGGUCAUGUCUACACCGCCAUAGGCGAUUAUCCGAAUGCACUGGCCAGUCAUAAGCAGUGCGUUCAACUCGUCAAGCAAAUCGGCGACCGCUUGCAAGAGGCGCGCGAGAUCGGCAAUGUCGGAGCAGUCUACUUGGCAAUGGGCGAAUUUGACUCCGCCGUUGACUGUCAUACACAACAUUUACGUCUGGCGCGCAAAUUGGGCCAUCAGGUAGAGGAAGCACGUGCCUACUCUAAUCUCGGCUCGAGUCAUCACUACAGACGAAAUUUCGCACAAGCCAUCACAUUUCACGAACAGGUAUUGCGUAUUUCCAAGCAACUUGGCGACCGCAAUAUUGAAGCCCGCGCUUAUGCCGGGCUUGGACAUGCCGCUCGGUGCGCUGGUGACUCCGUACAGGCGAAGAAGUGGCAUGAGAAGCAACUGGAAAUGGCGCUGGCAGCGCGUGAUAAAGUGGGUGAAGGGCGCGCAUGCUCAAACUUGGGCAUUGUCUAUCAACUGCUGGGCGAGCAUGACGCGGCGCUUAAAUUACAUCAAGCACAUUUGACUAUAGCUCGGCAAUUGCACGAUCGCGCUGGCAUGGGUCGUGCAUACGGCAAUAUAGGUAACGCUUACUCUGCUGCUGGCCUAUAUGAGGCAGCCAUCAAGUAUCACAAGCAAGAAUUGACAAUCAGCAAGGAGGUGCACGACCGCAGCGCUGAGGCGUCAACACACGGCAAUCUAGCUGUCGCCUAUCAAGCCUUGGGCGCUCACGAUAUGGCAUUGAUGCACUACCGCGCCCAUCUGAAUAUCGCACGCGAGCUAAAGGACACUGCAGGAGAGGCGUGCGCGUUGCUCAACCUGGGCAACUGCUUCAGUUCACGUCAGGAAUUUGCGCAAGCGGUGCCCUACUAUGAACAGUAUUUGAUGCUAUCGCAGGAGCUAGGCGAUGUUGCGGCCGAGGGUAAAGCUUGCCACUUUUUGGGCUAUGUGCAUUAUUGCAUCGGUAAUUAUCGUGAGGCGGUGCGCUACUACGACCAGGAUUUGGCGUUGGCGAAGGACUUGCAGGACAAAAUAAAUAUGGGUCGUGCUUAUUGCAAUUUAGGGCUGGCGCACUUGGCGCUGGGCAACACACAAGCUGCGUUGGACUGCCAGAAAUAUUUCCUCACAGUCGCCCAUAUGACCACGCAUAUACCAGGAAAGUUUCGCGCGCUCGGCAACAUCGGUGAUAUUUUGGUACGUACGGGCGAGUAUGAGGAGGCAAUUAAAAUGUAUCAACGUCAACUUUCGCUGGCGCGUCACACACAUGAACGCCCCUUAGAGGCCGCAGCUUGUGGCGCACUUGGAUUGGCGCAUAGGCUCAUAAAAAAAUUCGAUAAGGCCCUCGGCUAUCACACGCAAGAGCUGGCGCUGCGUCAAGAUAUGUCCGAUCUGAAGGGUGAGUGCAAAGCACAUGGCCACCUGGGCGCAGUACAUAUGACUCUAGGCAAUUACCAACAUGCAGUCAAAUGUUAUCAAGCACAAUUGGGACGCGCGCAGGAGCUGCAAGACUCUGGCAUAGAAGCGCAGUCUUACGGCAAUCUUGGCAUCGCCAAACUUAACAUGGGUUUGUACGAGGACGCUAUUGGCUACUUGGAGCAGCAGCUGGGCACGCUAGAACGAUGCAAUAUGCCGACAACACAGCAUGACCGAGCGCGCGCUCUCGGGCAUUUGGGUGACUGCUACGAUGCUUUGGGUGAUUUCGAAGAGGGCAUCAAAUGCCAUGAACGUCAUUUACAACUCGCCACAGCACUGCAAAGUUAUCGCGAUCAGGAGCGCGCCUAUCGCGGUCUCGGACAUAGUCACCGCGCGCUUGGUAAUCUACAAGAAGCGCUGGUUUGUUUGGAAAAGCGCUUGGUGGUAGCGCAUGAGCUCGGCAGCCCUGAAGUUAAGGCUGUCGCAUACGGUGAUCUAGGUAAUAUUCACUCAGCGUUGGGUAAUUACGAACAAGCUGUCAAUUGCUUAGAGCAUCAACAGGCUAUCGCGCGGGAGCUGGGUGAUCGCGCGUUGGUUUCAGAUGCUACCAGCGCUUUGGGUAAUGUUUAUCAGCGCAUGAGUGAUUCGGAUGGUGCUCUCCGUUUGCACAAAAUGGAUUUGGAAAUGUGUGAACACCUGGGCGCCGGUGCAUUACAGGCACGGGCUUGCGGUAAUUUGGGAGCGGUUUAUGAAUCCAUACAAAGCUUUGUUGACGCGGUGAAGUUCUAUGAAAAACAAUUGGCGCUGACUGGAGAUAAACUCUGCAAGGCAUAUGCUUGCGGGUCACUUGGCCGUGUUUUUCAUCAAAUGGGUCAGCAUGGCCAGGCCAUCAAUUUCCUGCGACAGGGUCUGUCGAUUGCACAAUCGAUCAACAAAUCGGAAGAGGAGGCCAAAAUAAGAUAUCAACUCGGUCUUGCUCUACGCGCUUCCGAUGACAGUGAGGAUGCGCGUACCCAAAUGGAGACCGCCGCACAACUUCUUGAGUCCGUGCGCUACGAUCAACGUAGUCCGGAAGGACGCACGACCCUUUUCGAUCUGCAGACGAACUGCUAUCACAUUCUCCAACAAAUACUUGUCGCCACGCAGCGCAACGAAGACGCUUUGGUCGCUGCCGAACGUUGCAAGGCACGCACCAGCCCCGAUACGAAUAGUAUCUCACGCAAGACGACCAUCACCUGCAGCGAGUCCAUAUAUGAGAUUGUCAAUCGCACUAAGACGAAUGUGCUAUACUUCAGUUUGGCCGGUGAUGAGCUCUACGCUUGGUUUUUACAGCCGCAGAAGGGAAUUGUACGUUUUCAUGUAGUUCGUAUAAAUGAGGAAACUCUGAAACUAUCCAGUGAGAAGCACAUGGAGCAUACGAAGAACAUGCAACAUAAGGGCAGCCUACUGGAGCGCUAUAUCAAUAUGGUUCGCGACAAUUUGGGUGUCAAUUCAGAUAGCGUUUUAUUAGAAGGCGAUGGUAGCGGCUGGCGUUCGAGUUCGGAGAAUCUAUUGGAUGAUUUUACAAACGAACGGAGUGGCUUUCUGCGCAUGGUAAAUCGCAAUCAUAUGAUGAACUCGUCCAACUACUCCCUGAGUUCACUAUUCAGCUUGGGCUCUGUUGGCGGCUCAGUCGCAAGCCUACAAGGCUCUACGCGCUCGAUAGGUAGUUUACAGGGCUCCACACGCUCACAUCGUGCACCCACAUUACCAGCCUGGCAAGGUCCCACUUGUCUACAUACACUAUACAACUUAUUACUGGAACCAUUCGACGAUUUACUGCCCACCGGCUGUUCUGUAUCACGCCAAGGACGUAAAGAGCUGAUAUUGGUGUUGGAGAAUGAACUUUACUUAGUGCCAUUCGCUAUACUCCGCAGUUCGAAAGAAGAUGGCGAAUACUUAUCGGAGCGUUGCUCAAUAAUUACAAUACCCUCUCUGCAAUCGUUACGUCUGAAGACUAAAAUAUUACGCACACGGGAGCUAACGGAAAAUUUAAAUACUGCUUUGGUCGUGGGCGGCCCACGUAUACCGUCCGUGCUGUCGGAAACCUGGGGCUGGUCAGAGUCACCAGCUUCACUGCAAGAAGCCGCUAUGGUCGCUGAUAUGCUACAAGCAAAGGCCAUCGCAGGCUGCAAUGCCACAAAGGAAGCAGUCAUAUCCGAGCUACCAACCGCCGAAUGUGUACACUUCGCCGCCAAUCUUAGCUGGAAGCUGGGUGCCGUAGUACUCAGUCCAGGCGAUGUCGUAGACUCACAGACACAGAAACGAUAUUAUCAAACCGCAGCAAAUGGUGGCACGCAGGAAGAGGAGAGCAAUGAACUUUCGGGUGGUAAUAUGGAACUACCUCAGCUCUCCGACUUCAUAUUGUCUGCAGCAGAUGUGCUCACAAUGAAACUCAACGCCAAGUUGGUUGUAUUGAGUUCAUACCACUCCAUAGAACCCAUCACAGGCGCUGGUGUAGCCAACUUGGCUGGAAGCUGGCUGUGCGCCGGUGCUGGUGCCGUACUUAUCUCUUUAUGGCCGGUGCCCGAGACUGCUGCAAAAAUAUUGCUGCGUGCAUUUUACUCAGCUUUGCUCCAAGGAGCACGUGCUGCAAGAGCCCUCGCUGAGGCUAUGCAGACCGUACAGCACACAAAACACUUUGCGCACCCUGCAAACUGGGCUGGUUUCCUUCUGAUCGGCGGCAAUGUACGCCUUUCCAACAAGGUCGCCAUGAUGGGAAAUGCGCUUUGUGAGCUCAUGCGUACCCCUGACAAGUGUCGAGAUGCGCUACGUGUCUGUCUACAUUUGGUGGAGAAGAGCUUACAACGCAUACAUCGUGGGCAAAAGAACGCUAUGUAUACCACGCAGAAGAGCAUCGAAAAUAAGGCUGGACCGGUGGGCGGUUGGAAGGAUCUGCUGAUGGCUGUGGGCUUUCGCUUUGAACCAGCCGCAAACGGCAUACCCUCAAGUGUUUUCUUUCCACAAUCCGAUCCAGAGGAUCGACUCUCACAAUGCUCAGCUAGCCUACAAGCGCUGCUAGCUCUGACACCACUUACACUGCAGUCGUUAGCGAAGCUUGUUAAUAGCGCAGAUGUAGCGGACGAUAUUAUUACUUUGAUUAGAAAUGUUUUGGCUCAGUUUCCACCCAAAGGCGCGGCCGAAACGGAGGCCUGCAUAGAAAUACCACUCAGCGUACGUUUAUGGCGCGUCGCGGGUUGCCACGAACUAUUGGCAUCCAUUGGCUUCGACCUCACUGAGGUCGGUCAAGACCAGGUUACACUGCGUACCGGAAAGCAGGCGAACCGUCGCAACUGUCAAUUCGUGUUGCAGGCAUUGUUAGCAUUGUUUGAUACCCAAGAAGCGCCUAAGAGCCUCGGAUUAGACUCAUCCAGCAGCUGUGAGUCGCUCGCUGAAGAAACUCAUUCCGAUCUACAAGUCUCCAUCUCUAACCCGACCCUUGCGCUUACAUCUACACCAACGGCAGCGACUUCAGCACAUCUUUCAGCAGACACCACUAAGUCCUUGGGACUCGGCCUACCACUACCGCCUCUGAACCGCACACGUGUCAUCAGCAGCAGCGGCAGCGCAUUUAUUUCGUAUGUACGACGACGCGGCGAACCAGAUGGAGGACGCACUGACACCGAAUCGAUACCCAGCGCACCGGACAAUACCGGUUGUGCGCUGUAUCCAACACAAGACUCUAGUUUAGCCAACACAACGGACAGUGAGCUUUCUGAUGGUUACAUUUCACAAGCCCACAUAAACAAAAGCACUGGUCCCCGCCUAGGCUUUUCAAGCUUACGCGCACCGGUACGCGUCUCACGUCCGGGUGGUGGUGGCGAAAGCGAUGCUGCAUUCACGCCCAGUCCACCCGUAACUACACAAAACCCUGUAGAACAGAAUGUUUCCCUGGCUUUAGCGCAUCAAACUCGCAUACGUAACCUCUACUCAGGCGCAGGUAUGAACUAUUUGGGUGAUAGUGUUAUACCAGAGCUAACUGUCGCACCGGGUGGCAUUUCACGACGUCCAGAUAGUUCCAGCUCAGCUAGUUCCACCACUGACUGGGAGAUUUCCGGUCAUGCUACUGUAUUGCGACGCAACAAUCAACCACCAUCACACACCGGGCACAUGCCGCCAUUGCCACCACCGCGGCAAAAUCUACCGUUGGUGGAUAGCUUGCGGCCGGUACCACCAAUGGCGCCUGUUUACAAUAAUCUCGGUCCAACCACUUCUAUGGCUGGCUCAACUAUAUUAUCAACUAAUUUGGAGUCGACAAGCUCGGAAUCAGAAAUCGAACGUGGUCUUGAAUUAGCACAAACACCGAUGUCACACUUCCGACUCAAGCCGAAAAUCAAACUCGGCAAUGCACAGUCUUCCAUAGCCGCACGCCUCAGCAAAGAGCAUGCGCUCUUCAUGGACAGACUUAAUGUACGCUCCGAUAUGCCAACUAAUCUAAGCCUGAACAAUCAAGCCGCCGGCACAGCUGGCGCACUACCCGGCAGUCGCAAACCGUUAAGCUUACCCGAAGAAGACGAUAAUGCACUCAUCGUAAACGCAUCAAAUCUGUACUUCUCACAAGCCGACAGCGAGCUGCUUAAUGAAGCCAAGAAGGAACUCAAACCUGUGGCAGUUGGUACUUCAGCGACUUGCAGUAGUCAAAGUGCCGUUUCUAAAGAAGCGAACAAAGUGAAUCAAAAGAGCAUACAAGAUUCAAUAAUGCGACACAUGAACCGUGAAACACCCACCAUCUCCGAGGUAUACCACGAACGAAAUCUAGGUUUGGGCUUAGCACCGCCACUCUCCAAAUUGCUCUUGAGCAAGAAUUACGAUGACGAACCCAGUGUGAGCAGCAAUAGCAGCAAGUUGAGUAACACGUGCACUAUAAAAAGCAUCGUAGACGCCGUAAAUGAGCUGGAACUCAGCGGCACUUCCUCAUCAUCAUCCGUCAGCACGGCGAAUACGAAAACACUGAACAUAACGCCACUUAGCGCCAGCAACUGUAAUAAUAAUCCAACUAUUGGCAACAACAGUACUUGUGGCCCAGGUAACGGUAAUAUUACAAAUAAUAACGGCAAUGCGAACAACACGAACGCAACUACAAAGGAGACCUGCUCCAUUUGCGGUGAACCAGCAGACAUUAUUUGUCGUUGUAAGGCUGCCACAGUGCAAAAGAAGGGCACACUCAAGCCGUGGUUGAGCAACGUGCCCUCGAGCAUAGUUAAAGCCAGCGAGCUGACGACAGCCGAUAUAUUGGAACGUCAACAUAAGAUUAAAACGAAUGUUGGAACGAUUAAAGCUAGAGCAAGUGAAGUCGUAGCGAGCAUGACUAUGAGCAAUGUGAAGCGUGCGAGCAGUCCGUUCAAUGAGUUCUGCCGCCGCGAUGAGGGCGAUGGAAGAUCCGUGGCAGACUCACAAUGUAGCAGUACUUAUAAGACGGCGGCGGCAGUGUUGGGCGUUACUGAUGGUGUGAGUAACGGUACAGGUGGUGUGACAAGCAGUAAAGAUGGUAGUAAAAACAGUGCCUUAGGUGGUGCAAAUCCUCCGGUGGGUAGAAAGAUGUAAUAUGGAAGCGGUGAAAAACGAACUUAACACAAUUAUUAGAAAUGAGUUGAAAGCUUGAUUGUUUUUUAGUAUUUAAAAAA